AUGUCUCUCUUAAGGAAGAAUGUACUUCUCUCUUACCCUUACACUUCGCCUCCUCCUCCUCCUUCAAGUUCAUGCGAUGAACCUCCACCGCCACCACCACCAGUGUCAACAGCAUCACCGCCACCUCCACCACCACCGAUUGGGUGUGGGAUCGUAUAUCCUCCACCCCCACCUCCACCAAGCAAACCUCUAGUCGUGCCAUCACCUCCGCCACCACCACCAACAUACGAUCCUCCAUCUCCUAUAGAACCAAAAACUCCACCAACACCGAGUACUCCCAAAUCUCCCACAGAACCUAAAACUCCACCGCCUCCAACCGGACCACCACCUCAUCAUGACACGCCAAUAUUCCCACCAACAUGGCCGCCUCCGAACCCUACACCUAUUGCUCCCCUCCCACCAGUUCAACCACCGAGCUUUUCUCCAUUGAGUCCUAUCUCCUUUGCACCAUCACCAAUACAUAAUCCACACACCACAGGAGGUGGCCACCACACAUUAAUCAUCGCGGUUUGCGUAUCUCUUGGCGGGCUUUUCCUUUUGGCACUCCUCGCAGCCUGCCUUUGCUGCUUGGCCAAGAAAAAGAAGAAGCUCGUAUUGGUGCCGGUGGUUGUGCCACCUCCUUGUGAAGAAGAGUGCGAAACCCCACCACCGCCACCGCCACCACCAUCAUAUGUAAAUGAGACAUAUGCUUCGCCACAAGGAGAGAUUUAUGAGGCUGGCAGUGAAGGAGGAGGUUCAGCUCCUUAUGCUCCUGGAUAUCAGCGAAAUUGA
Molecule: messenger RNA, 771 nt
Organism: Impatiens glandulifera
Lineage: Eukaryota; Viridiplantae; Streptophyta; Magnoliopsida; Ericales; Balsaminaceae
Product: leucine-rich repeat extensin-like protein 3
Exons: 1
Coding region: 1-771 (256 amino acids)
Biological process (GO): plant-type secondary cell wall biogenesis
Source: RefSeq, a predicted model, not a curated record